Molecule: messenger RNA, 1718 nt
Organism: Micropterus dolomieu (smallmouth bass)
Lineage: Eukaryota; Metazoa; Chordata; Actinopteri; Centrarchiformes; Centrarchidae
Gene: tmem186
Product: transmembrane protein 186
Exons: 2
Coding region: 672-1340 (222 amino acids)
Cellular component (GO): mitochondrion
Source: RefSeq, a predicted model, not a curated record
UCUUCUCCCAUCUGCAGCAUUGUUGUCCACCUUUGUCUUUCUGACUUGUUUAAAAGAACAGAACGUAACUUAGCACCUGGUAACAAAUGCGCCGCCGCCGCUCAGUAUAACGCUAGCUAAGUUACCCGUUACUCUCUCCAGACGCCCUAUCGGGGAUAAGAUCAUACUCCGACAAGUUGAGUGAUAACAUUAACUACCGAAACCGAUUGAUAAAACAUUUCGGACCCGGACAAAACCAACAACUGGUAUGACAUAAGACGAGAAAAAGGAAGAAACAAUGUUUUCAGUUAACGGACUCAGCAGCGGAUAACGUUACAUCCAAGGAGGAUGUGACCGCAAGUGUCGUUUCCGUCAUCGACAUAUAUAAACGUCUAUGGUUCUGCCACAGACAAAAUACUACAACAGCAACACUUACAGGUUUAGAUUCAGGGGUUAUUUUUUUAAUAAAAAUUAAAUUAAAUGUAUCUUAAGUGAUACUUUUCAUCUACCCCGCAAGAGGGCACACGAGCAAACAAAAUAUAAAAAAAACAGUAAACAUUUAUGAGUACAUCCGGGUCACUGUGGGUGCACUUCAUUUUAGCUAACAACUGUUAGUUAGUGAACCUUUCACACUGUUACCUUUGGCGAGUCUCUUAUUUCUAAAAAACAGGAUUCGUAGCCUGUCCCCGGUCAUGAUCAGGUCAUUGCUGCUGCGCAGGUUAACAUCCCACAUCCUUUCCUGUACCAGAGGAUCAUGUCUACUCACAGGUCGGAUACCUUAUAGUGCGCGGCCUCAUUCACCAGGUCACACACCCAUACAGCAGAGCUGCCAUGGACCCGUUACACCUAAAAUCAAAGCCCUGGUCAGGUACUCGGACUUGUCUACACAGAAAUACACUAUGAUUUACACCCUGCCGCACAUUAAGCUCCUCAGAGCUGUGUCCAGGCUCAAAUUGUUCCAAACUACAAUCACCACGGUCCUCUUACCCCCCGUGUUCAUCCUCUACCUCCUGGGAGACGUCCCCUUCUUUCUUGUCAGCUAUACAACGGGGAUAGCACUGUUCGCUGGUGUCAUGCUGUACACUGCCAGUCAUGUCUUCAGGAGGGUUGUGGGCAUGAUGUACCUGGACCCUUCCCAGACCACGCUCAAAGUGUCCCACCUCACCUUCUGGGGCAGGCGCAAUGAUAUCUACCUGCCUGUGUCAGAUGUUUUGACCAUUGGGGAUACAGGGGACUCCGUAAACGAGAAGAUAUUGAAACUAAAGAGAUACAGUAGUCCGGAGACGCUGUUUUUCUCCACUCAUUUUGGACGUGUGGUAGACAAACAGGGUUUUGAGAAGGUGUUUGGAACUUUAAAAUGAUAAUUAGUUCAAAAUGUAUAUAUGGGCAGAUGGUAAUAAUCUCCAGUGAAUUCACCUACUUUUCCUCUUCAAAAUAUAACUUGUUAUCAUGAGAAGGAUCUGUUCUCCAUGAGAAAAUGUUGAUCAAAACAUAAAGAUAAUACAUUGGAAGACUGUCUGAUGUGUCCACCGCUGACUAGCUAAUGAAUUUUUUAGUAAAGCUUGUGAUUGAAAAGUAAGGAUGCAUAGUAACAGGACUCUGGCCUUUAUAGUGGAACAACAUGCCAGGUGACCAGUGUUGGCAUUAAUAGUACUCGGAUUACUUUUGUCUGUUUGUAUUUAGUGACUUCAUGUGUGAAGCAGAAAUAAAGUCAAAUAAAACCAAACAAUGACAACACA